ACAUUUUCUGCCACGCGGCGAUUAGCUGGCGAAGAGAGCAGAAGAGGAACCAAAGGACGAUAACGAAGAGGCAGAGAAGAGGAGUGAGCAAGCAAAUUUCUCAUUGGAUUCUCCAGUCUCGGAACACACAGAGAUUUGCCAUCUUGUUCUUUUUUUCCUCUCGAUCAAUCUUUGGCCGAGAUGGUCGCUCCUCGAGAUCCCUCUGCUCAUCUGUUUCGUUUCGUGGCGAAAGAUCCGGAUUUCGAGCUUAUUAUCUGGUUGUUAGCCUGAUCUUUGCUUGUUUCCUUGGAGCAGCAGCGUUUGAUUGAAAUUUUGCCGGAGGGAUGGAUCGGAAGAGACUCUAGUAUUCUGAGGAAAAGAAGGCGUGUUUGUGUGAAUUUAGGGUUUGAAUAAUCUUGGAGAGAUGGAGGGAGAGGUCGGAGCGCAGGUCGCUUCUCCCAUCUUCUUUCACCACCAUCACCAGGCCAUUAAUGACGCCCAUCUUCUCGCGAAAAAGCGAGACCUUCCUUGGAAAAAACACAUCUUUCAGCAUAUCCAAUCCCAGGAGAACCAGCAAGUAUCUUCCCUUUCUAAUUCCAGUGGUAAUUGGAACCCCAAGAUGUGGGAUUGGGAUAGCGUGAGGUUCACCGCUACACCAGCCCCUGAUGCCGCGGACUUGCUCUGUCUGGGAUCCCAUCCUUCUUCUUCAGCUGCUGCUGUGGUUGACCUGGCGAAGAAGGGAAACGAGGGCUCGAAUGAUUCUAAAUCUAGAAGGGAUUUGGAAGAAGAUAAUGGGGAACUAACACUGAAGCUAGGAGGUGGAAGUAACUUGGUGGAGGAGCCAGCAGGUGCGAGGCCUAGCAAGAGGGUGAGAUCGGGUACGCCGGCGACUAGUAACAGUUAUCCAAUGUGUCAGGUGGAUGAUUGCCACACCGAUCUGUUGUGCACCAAGGAUUACCAUAGGCGGCACAAGGUGUGCGAGGUGCACAGCAAGACCACCAAAGCCCUUGUGGGAAACCAAAUGCAGAGAUUCUGCCAACAAUGUAGUAGAUUUCAUCCUCUUUCUGAGUUUGAUGAGGGUAAGAGAAGUUGUAGAAAGCGACUUGCAGGGCAUAAUCGGCGGAGAAGGAAGACUCAACCAGAGGACAGUUCUUCUAAGUUAUUGCCACCUAAAUUCCAAGAAAAUAUGAUAAGCGGGAAUCUGGAUAUUAUGAAAUUGUUGGCUAUGUUAAGUCCCUUAAAAGGUAGUUAUCAUGAUAAACCAAGUGGUAUCUCCCUUCCACCUGAUAGUGAUCGCCUAGUUCAGCUUAUCAGUAAAUUAAGUGCUUCAAUUAGUGGAGACCCCUCUGAAAGAGCUACACCUGAUGGUUUUGAUUUGAAUACAUGUCAAGAUGCACCUCUAGGUUCCCUUGAGAAAUCAAUAAAGGCGGUUUUCUCUGCAGCAUUGGCGGCAUCCAUUACUCCUGUCCCUGCAUCUCUUUCACAAGGGAGCAGCAAAAGUAGUGGCAAUCAUAAGGCCAUAGUACAAAAUGCAGAUCCCUCUUUGCCUCCUAAUUUGCACAAUAAACCUACCAAUGUGUAUUCUUCAGUUGCCUUGACAAGCAAAGGUAUCAGUCAAUCGCCUAUGGAAGUACCUCAUCAUGUGGUCCAGCAACCUCACCAAAGUUUGCCUUUGCAACUUUUUGGACCUUCUGAUGAUGACAAUCCUCCGGCAGAGGGAUUUGCAAUUAAGUAUUUAUCCUCAGAAAGUAGCAACCCUACUGAGGAGAGGUCUCCUCCAUCUCCAUCCCCCAUUACGAAAAAAUUAUUCCCUCUGCAUUCAACUUUAGAAAGGGAGAAAUAUACAGGAAGAUCUCAUUACAGGGAAGAAAAUGCAACUGUUGAAUUAAGCACCACUCAUGGUGCAAGUGCAACACUUGAUUUCUUUCAGAAUUUUGAAAGAUCAGCAGAUCAUGUUGGCUAUAAAUCUAAUUACUCAGAUCACUCUCCAUCGAGUUCCAACUCUGUUCAGGAUCGGACUGGGCGAAUAGUUUUCAAACUCUUUGGCAAGGAUCCCAGUAGUUUUCCAGAUGCUCUUCGAGCACAGGUAUUUAAUUGGCUCUCAAGCAGCCCUUUGGAGAUGGAGAGUUACAUCAGGCCUGGCUGUGUUAUCCUGUCAAUAUACUUAUCGAUGCCAUCAAUUGCAUGGGAAGAACUCGAAAGUGAUCUUCUUCAGCGUGUCACUUCUCUUAUUCAAUGUUCUGAAACUGAGUUCUGGCGAAACACAAGGUUUUUGAUUUGCACAAAUAGACAACUGGUGUCACACAAGGAUGGGAAGAUUCGUGUAUCUAAGAAUUCAAGGGCAUGGACUGCUCCUGAAGUGACUUCUAUAUCACCUGUUGCUGUUGUAGGUGGGAAGGAAACUUCUCUCGUUCUUAAAGGUCGCAAUUUGACUGUUCCGGGCACCAAUAUUCAUUGCACAUAUAGGGGUAAGUACAUGUCAAAAGAAGUUCUCUGCUCCACAUACCCUGGCACCAUAUAUGACGAUUCUUGUGUGGAGAGCUUUAACUUUCCUGGAGGGUUCCAAGAGCAAUUUGGCCGUUGUUUCAUUGAGGUUGAAAAUGGUUUUAAAGGAAACAGCUUUCCUAUCAUUAUUGCCAACGUGAAUAUCUGCCAGGAAUUGAGAACCCUCGAAGUAGAUUUUCACCGAGAUUUUCAGACAACAGAUGCCAGUACAGAAGAUAAAGUUAGUAAUAGUCCUCAAUACAGGUCAAAGAAGGAUGUUCUACACUUCCUAAACGAACUUGGUUGGCUGUUCCAGAGGACACAUGCAUCAUCCAACCUGCUGUUGUCUGAUUUCUCAAUUUCACGGUUUAAGUACCUUUUAACUUUUUCAGUCGAACGAGAUUGGUGCACUCUUAUUUGUACUCUUCUUGAUAUUAUCGUGCAAAGAAGCUUAAAGGAUGACUCUUUGAAACACGAGGCACUUGAACUGCUUUCAGAAGUUCAUCUGUUGAACAGAGCAGUUAAGAGAAAGUGCAAGAAAAUGGUAGAUCUUCUCAUCCAUUAUUGUGUAGUUCAUGGAAGUUAUUCGACAAAGGUGUAUCUUUUCCCACCAAACAUGGCUGGACCUGGUGGCAUCACACCAUUGCAUAUGGCCGCUUCUAUGCAUGACUCGGUCGACAUGGUUGAUGUGCUCACUAACGAUCCACAAGAGAUUGGUCUGAAGUGCUGGAAUUCGGUACUUGAUGACAAUCAUCAGUCGCCCUACACAUAUGCACUGUCGAGGAACAACAGUUCUUAUAACAAUCUGGUGGCCAGGAAGCUUGCUGACCGGAAAAAUGGACAAGUAACAAUAUCAUUUGAAGGCGAGAAGAUCACCUCGACAGCGGGAGAAUCAAGACAGCAUGGUUCCCAAGUUUUAGAGUCAGGGUCUUGUGCACAAUGUGCCAUGACCAGAACUGUGCAGCUUAGACGGACACCUCGUACAGGGCUGCUUCAGCGGCCUUAUGUCCACUCAAUGCUUGCAAUUGCUGCAGUGUGUGUUUGUGUCUGCUUACUUCUUCGAGGUUCGCCACAGACUGGGAGUGCAGAUCCAUUCAGGUGGGAGAAUCUAGACUUUGGCCCGAGUUAGUUACAAAAGAAAGUAGUGUCAGGGAGUGUAGUUGGUGUACAGAUUCGAAGAUACUGCUCACAUUGCAUCCGGAGGUGGUCACUCAUCGUGCUAUCUUCUGAUUCCGACAAAAGGUCAUGGUGGCAAACUCCAUUAAGGUGAACAUUCUGCGACAAUCGAUGCACUAUGCAGUGCAACGGAGUUCUUGCAAAGUAUUCUCCAGAUGUAGAGCAGGAUGGUCUCGUGACAACUUUAACUUUGCUCAUUUUCGAAGAAGUCAUUUAGAUUCCCUUAUGCUCUCUGGGUGCCACAAUAACAAGAAGUUUCCUGAGUUGGGGUUCAGAUUGAUACAAACUAAUGUUCUUUUGUUCAAUUGACGCGGCCCGCUGACACGAGCACAAGAUAAGACUCAGGCUUAAUCCUUGAGUUGGCUGGCAAUUUCUAAAUUGUGCAUUUCGUCACAUCCUCUUUUGCAUCUCUUUAUGGUUGAGUGCUACUUUGCCCCUUUCGAUUUCUUUUGAUCACAUCCACCAUCAGAAUGGCUAUGUAUGUUGUGCUAUUUCGUAUGUCAGUAAUGUUUGUGGUUUGACGCCAUGCCGAAAAAUGUCUUCUUAGGAACCCAAGUUAAUGGAGAGCCAUUUGUCUUCAAAAAUUCUCGGAAGGGUGUUUCUAGUGUUAUUGUUAUAAUAUGUUCUUGCUAUGAUUGAAUCACAAUGGAUUGCCAGGUCUAGUAGGUUUUCUAA
Molecule: messenger RNA, 4314 nt
Organism: Zingiber officinale
Lineage: Eukaryota; Viridiplantae; Streptophyta; Magnoliopsida; Zingiberales; Zingiberaceae
Product: squamosa promoter-binding-like protein 15
Exons: 11
Coding region: 404-3592 (1062 amino acids)
Cellular component (GO): nucleus
Molecular function (GO): DNA binding
Source: RefSeq, a predicted model, not a curated record